ACUACAAUUCCCACAUAUUUGGCAACCGAAGCCUGCCACUUACCCGGCAUUCAAUGCGCGACUAGAAUGAGGCAAGAUGGCAGCGAACCCUGUCACAAACACACCUCUUUUUGACUGUCCAACAUGGGCAGGCAAGCCGCCCCCAGGCCUGCAUUUGGACGUAGUGAAAGGAGACAAGCUGGUGGAGAAGCUGAUCAUAGACGAGAAGAAGUACUACCUGUUCGGGAGGAACCCGGACGCCUGCGACUUCACGAUAGACCACCAGUCCUGCUCGCGUGUCCAUGCUGCCCUGGUCUACCACCGGCACCUGAAGAGGGUUUUCCUCAUCGACCUGAACAGCACUCACGGCACCUUCCUGGGGCGGAUCCGCCUGGAGGCCCACAAGCCGCAGCAGGUGCCCAUCGACUCCACCAUGUCGUUCGGGGCGUCCACGCGCGCGUACACGCUCAGGGAGAAGCCCCAGGCCCAGCCCGGCGGCGGCGGCGGGGGCGGCGGGGGCGGGGACAGCAAGCCCGGGGAGGACGAGGAGCUGAAAGGCCUGCUGGGACUGCCGGAGGAGGAGACGGAGCUGGAGAACCUGACCGAGUUCAACACAGCGCACAACAAGCGCAUCUCCACGCUGACCAUCGAGGAGGGGAACCUGGACAUCCAGCGGCCCAAACGCAAGAGGAGGAACUCGCGGGUCACCUUCAGCGACGAGGAAGAGAUCAUCAACCCGGAGGACGUGGACCCGUCGGUUGGCCGUUUCAGGAACAUGGUCCAGACAGCAGUCGUUCCCAUAAAGAAGAAGAAGGUGGAGGUUCACAGCGGGCUGGGUUUGGAGGACGGGGCGGCUCGGAGAACGCAGAACAUUCCCUUCGGCGUGGGGGGGGGCCUGUACGGGGACCUGCCCCCCGCCAGCCAGGAAGCCGACGCCCACCCCGCCGCGGGCCAGGGCGGAGCCGCCAUCCUGGGGGGGCUGCCCCUGCCCUUCCCCAACCCCGCCCCGGAGGUGGACCUGAGCCCCUCCACCGCCCAGCCGCCCGUCACCCUGGCCCCCGCCCCCGCCCCCGGACCCUACGCCCCCGAGGCCCUCAACGAGCCGCGAAAGAAGAAGUACGCCAAGGAGGCGUGGCCGGGCAAGAAGCCCACCCCCUCCCUGCUGAUUUAGCCCCCAACCAGACUGCACGGGGGCGGGGCUAACAGUCAGCGGGGGGGGUUGGGGGGGUUGGGGGGUGUGGCUGUGUCACCGACGCUCGGUACGACCCCGGAUUCAGAAACAUGCGGUGUGGCUGUGGAAGAACGUUUUUCCGCAGCCGUCAUUUUGUUUGUUUCUUUCUGUUUGCGAGUCCUCCUCAUGACUGGAAUUGACCACUGGCACUAGUGUCCUGCGCUUUGGGGGCGAGAAGCAGGCCCCCUGUUUCAGAUUUCGGGAUCUGGCAGGGGGGUCCAGCACGAAAGGGGGGGGGGGUCCUGCAUUUAAGCACACGCCCGGUUAGUGUGAUCUGUGGAGAGAUUCACUGCAGGUUCAAUCAGUCACCGUCUCUUUUCCUUUGAGGUUGUUCUUUUAGGUACACUUUUCGGAUUCGAGGAGACCUCUUUCAAACCCAGCGCGCUCCGUUUCACUGGCCAGUCAGAGAAAGCCGCAGCGAUGUCACGCUUUGCGCAGAAAAGAACACGAAAGAUCGAAGAAAGCACCGGAUUUGACGCACCGGAUAACGCCAAAGGUUUUCCAGCCGAACUUGGAAAUUGCCUGAAGGGUUUGCGGGUUGAAAUCUGCGCAGGCGAGUUGAUCGAAGGAAGGAAGUGACGUCUGUAGCGCUGUUCUCGCUCCGCUGCGGUUCGUUUGAGGGGCCGAUCGUUCCCCCGUCCUUCGGUCGGGGGUCGAUAGAUUCGGUUGUAAUGGGGGCGCCUCCCUAGCCUGAUAUCAGACAGAAUCGUCAAUUCGUUGCACUCCAGGAUUCAAAGGUCUGGACCCAGGCGAGAUGCCUCCCUGCAGACCCUAUCUGACAGGAGGAGAGAGGAUUGUGGGUACUCCGAAAUUUAGCUGCUCUGGAAUGGGGGGGGUUGCGUUUGAGAGAGAAUUGUUUUAUAUUUUUAUAUUUAAAAAAACUGCUGUUCAGAAAUGCUAAGAGAUGCUACACUUGCUACUAAAACUUUGAGCAGUGACGUCCCUAUAAGAAUGAAUGAGCGUUAUGUGGGGGUAUAGUAAUCCGGAUUACUAUACUUAUACUAAUUUUCAGAUGCUUGUGUAAUUAACGGAAAUGAAUUCUGUCUGUGUCACAUGACCCUGUUUAAACAAAGGUGUUUGUGGUGAAAGUGGAGUCGCGGUGUGGCUUUCACGCCGCCCUUUGCUGUGUGUCGUCUUGUAUAAAACAGGAGAUGGGAUCAUGGUAGAGGAAAAGCAAUGGAGUGGAGUAAGCAGUGAUACAGGUGGAGGCUCCACGGUUUCCCUGCUCAUCUUUACUCCACCUGGGUCCAAAAGGCAGCAUUCACUCAAUUUAGUGACAAUUAACCCUUUUAAGAGUAGGCUUUUUGGAAUGUUUUUUUUAAAUUCAGUGUUCUAGAACUCCAUUGCUUUCAGUUGCCAGUUGUGAUUGUGACAUCAGCAUUAGAAUGUUCAGUUAAGAACAUUCUGAUCAUGUAGGCCUAUUUGUGAUCUCACACCAUAAAGGGUCUGCAAGAUAUUUGACGGCCGGGGACGCAAAGCAAAUGCUCCCACACCCUUACCCCCGAAGCCGUUUCGAGAGUUACUGAACCGAAAAACGAUUCGGACCCGUUAGUUAGACACGCUUUGCUUUUAUGUUGUGGAGGCAUAUCUUCACAAGGCAUCGGUGGCUAACCUUAACUCUAGAAACCUGCUCGUUGUGUAUGCUCAGGGAGUUUCCCUCGAGUGAAAUAGUUACACUGCCGCAAAAUGGCUCCCCUCUGUUCUGUGUUUGCAGCUUUGAACGGCAUUGAACACAGAAAGUGCAGCAAACAUUUACCAAAAUAUGAGAAUUGACUGUUUUGAAGACACAAUGUCCAAUCGGUUGUUUUACACGAGAGGGCCACCUUGUUUGCCUCAAAGAAGAAAAAAAAAAUUAACGUGCUAAUGGCUGUGUUCCAUUAGAGGGCGAUCUAGGAUGACGCUAAUUGUUAGCCUCAGUCUAAUCGUUUAAAGGGACAUGUGCAGUUUAGUACUGGGAGGGGCUAAGUGUGACUGUGUUCACCCCACCUUGUACUCUUUGUUCAUUUUGUUUUUGUUGAUUUGUAUUCCUUUUUUUAAAACAUAUAUUUAUGAAUGACGUACGAGAGUUUAAGUACGCGUUCGUGCCCUGCUCUCAAGAAUUGAAGUUGCGUGCAUUUCGGGAAAGUUGUCUUUGCUCAUUGUGUACAGCUUAUUACCGGAUCGGACCAAUUCAUUCUGCGUAAUUGGAUGAAAUUGGAACAAGCACACGUCUGCCCUCAUUGAACCUCAUUGCUUUACUGGUGGAUUCUUUUUUAAUUUAAAAAAAAAAAGAAAAAGGCUCUGAUGUGCCCGUACAGUUUCCUGCUGUGAAUGUGAAAUCAGUAGCCCGUAUGCUUAUCGGACCGCACUGCACAAGACCAAAUGUAAUGGUCUUGAUGUCCCUAGCUUGUGGGAGUAUGGCCUGGGGUGGGCAAUUAGUAAAAGCUCCACGUCCUGGAAAGUCACAUGACGUGGAGCUUUUCCGUUUGUCUUGGCUAUUCAUAUUUUGUUAAUAUUUCUACAGGAUUUCACUGCUUGGAAUAGGCUAACAGGUGUCCCAGGACGGGUACUGCUUGACCCUUCGCACCUUAGCCUGACUGAGGGGAGUGGUCUUUUGUCUGUCACGGGUGACUUAGGCCCCUCCCCCUUCACAAGCUUUUCAAAACGGGACUGGAGUAAUUGAGUUUUUAACCACUGUGAAUGAAGUUCAGCUGUUUGUGCUGAGCUCGAUGCUGAUGUGUGUGUCCAGUUGUGUUAACAGAUUUUCAAUUCUUGGAUCAACGCCUGAUUUUAAUUUGUACAUGAGUUGUUGUUUUUUUUUGUUUCUCCAACUUAAAGGAAAGCUGAAUUUGACAAUUCUCCCUUCCCUUGCCAUUCCAUUGUUUCUGUGGCGAUGAUGCUUACGUUUCUGAAUGUUUCAGAUUAGUAUAAACCGAACCUAUCUUGAGUUAAUUGGCAGGACUGGUUACAGUACAGCAUAUUGCUGGUCUUACUGUUCAAAGGUGGAAUUCGAGGGAAAGAAAUGCUUUAACGUGGGGAGAAGAUGGUCACGCACUCUUGCCAUCUGAGAGUAUGAGUGCAUCCACAAAAAGGCCAGGAUAAUGUGGCAUUACAGACCAUUACAACCCCGUUAGUAGACCCCCUAGAACUAUCACUUGGAAAACUGUUGCAUUUACUACCUGCAUAUUUUUAUUGUCCAUAAUGACUUGCCAGGAUCACAUUUACAGGUCUGUUUCCUUUUAGCUAGCCAAGAUGGAUGACCAACCUCAUAGAUCCUUGUCUUUGGAAUUCCUUAUUUUACCAUCCUAUAAAUAUUCUCUGCUCAAAAUAACUGAUACUUUUUCAGUAUUGUUUGGCAUGGUCAUGAUUGUUCAAAGUUGCUGUGUGAAUUUGGUUAGCUUUGGUAAUAAAUUGGUAGAAAAUUAA
Molecule: messenger RNA, 4615 nt
Organism: Anguilla rostrata (American eel)
Lineage: Eukaryota; Metazoa; Chordata; Actinopteri; Anguilliformes; Anguillidae
Product: nuclear inhibitor of protein phosphatase 1-like
Exons: 7
Coding region: 77-1150 (357 amino acids)
Cellular component (GO): nuclear speck
Molecular function (GO): protein binding; protein serine/threonine phosphatase inhibitor activity; mRNA binding
Source: RefSeq, a predicted model, not a curated record